GUCGGGCGUUACGUCAUCAUAAAAUGGCGGCCUGAAGCGAACGAGGGUUUGUGUGCCCAGCUUUCCCACCUCCCCCUGCCUCCUCCAGGCCAGAGCAAAAUCCCAUCUCCCAUUGCUGAAAAUGCAGUGUGCCCAUCACUGUGAGCACCUACUGGAGAGACUGAACAAACAACGAGAGGUGGGCUUCCUUUGUGACUGCACCAUUAUUAUUGGUGAAUUCCAGUUCAAAGCUCAUCGAAAUGUUCUGGCUUCCUUUAGCGAAUACUUUGGGGCUUUUUACAGGGAUACUUCAGAGAGUAACGUGUUCUUGGAUCAGAACCAAGUGAAGGCCGAUGGAUUUCAGAAACUUCUAGAGUUCAUAUACACGGGAGACUUAAGCCUGGACAGUUGGAAUGUUAAAGAAAUACAUCAGGCUGCUGACUAUCUCAAAGUGGAAGAGGUAGUCACUAAAUGUAAAAUAAAGAUGGAAGACUUUGCUUUUAUUGCAAAUCCCUCUUCUACAGAAAUAUCUAGUAUUACUGGGAACAUUGCACUGAAUCAACAGACUUGCCUGCUAACUCUUCGUGACUACACUAGCCAAGAGAAAUUGGAUGCCCCUUCAGUGGACCCAGUCCCAUCCCCAGUUUUAACAGCAACCUUGGGGAAAAAAUCUGCUCAAACCAAAAAGCGGAAGAAGGCCUUCGGUUCCCCCAAAACACUGCCAGACAAGCCUGCACAAUAUCCAAACGAUGUGACAGAGAGCACUGCCAUAGAGAUGUUUUUGGAUGCAAAUAAACUGGCAACAGAGAUAACAGAGCAAGCUGCCCAAGGUGGGGAUAAUUCUGAGCUGCAGCUCACUCCUGUAGUGGAGAGUGAAACCUUUGCUGCCCAAGAGAUCCUUAUCCAGACUAUGGCUAUGAAACCCAAGCGAAGCAAAGCGCAGCAAAGUUGUGCUUUGAAAGAGCACUGCUUGUCUAACAUCACCAGUGACAAGAACUCUUAUCAGCUGGAAAGCUCAGGAGAGGAACUGGACCCAAAAUAUUCCAAGUCCAAACCAGUUUGUAACACCUGUGGCAAGGUGUUCUCUGAAGCCAGCAGCCUGAGGCGGCACAUGAGGAUCCACAAAGGUGUCAAGCCCUACGUGUGUCAGCUCUGCGGAAAAGCCUUUACACAGUGCAACCAGCUGAAAACGCAUGUAAGGACUCACACAGGGGAAAAACCAUACAAAUGUGAACUCUGUGACAAAGGCUUUGCUCAGAAAUGUCAGCUGGUUUUCCACAGCCGUAUGCAUCACGGGGAGGAGAAGCCGUACAAGUGUGAUGCUUGCAACCUGCAGUUUGCAACGUCUAGCAAUCUGAAGAUUCAUGCCCGGAAACACAGUGGAGAGAAGCCAUAUGUCUGUGAUAGAUGUGGUCAGCGCUUUGCACAGGCAAGCACGUUGACCUAUCAUGUACGGCGACACACAGGAGAAAAACCAUAUGUUUGUGAUACUUGCGGGAAAGCUUUUGCAGUCUCCAGCUCACUUAUUACACACUCAAGAAAGCACACAGGAGAGAAACCAUAUAUAUGUGGCAUUUGUGGCAAAAGCUUCAUUUCUUCAGGAGAACUCAGCAAACAUUUUCGGUCUCACACAGGUGAAAGACCAUUUAUCUGUGAGCUGUGUGGAAAUUCUUACACAGAUAUUAAAAACCUAAAGAAACACAAAUCAAAAGUUCAUACAGGUUCUGAGAAUGGCCUGGACCCCGUCACACUUGAGCAUUCCUUUAAUGACCCGGACUCACUUCCACAGGAGAAAAGCCCUUUGCUGGAGUCUGUCGAUGUGAAGCCUUCAGACAUCGCCUUGCCUCUCCCUACUGGGAUAGAAGACCACCAAGUGCUGUUGCCGGUAACGGACAGCCAGUCUCCCCCCUCAGACACUCUUCUGAGGUCGACCAUUGCUGGAUAUUCAGAACCUCAGUUUAUUUUUCUCCAGCAGUUGUACUGAAAUCCCCUCUGGCAGCGAGGGCAUCUUUGGUAAAGCGAAUGUAAUCAUGUGGCUGUUUUUAAGUCAGACUUUGACUUGGAUUCAUAUAGAGUCACUUGUAGCUCCCUUUUUUCAUUCUUAUGGUUUUUUAAAUCAAGAACAAAAGAUUCUGGAGUUCCUUUCUCUUUGAAAGAAUUACGUUUGCAUUUUUUAGAAGAUAAAUAUGUCUUUUUUCCCCUCCAACACCUGCCUUAAGUGGUCUUUCAGUUAAUCUGGAUGACUCCAUUGAAGUUCAAGCUGUGUGUCUUCUGUAGUCAAUAUAUGAUCAGUUCCUGUUGUCCACUCACCAGCUAAUUCGCCUUCUUAAGUGCUCAGUAAAGUUCCUUUCUUGGGCUAAAACUUCCACUUUAGAUUUCCAGGAGCUGUAGUCUUAGAAAAAGAAACUUUUCAGAGCUCCUAAGUGAAAUUUAGUGAAUAGAGACAGCAGAGGAAGCUCUUCUUCAUGAAUUCUGUCAUCCGUGCUUAGAGUUGUGUGUUUUCUGCAUCCAAGUAGUUCAAACGUAUGUGUUGAGAGCUGAAUUCUAUAUUUGAACUAAAUUUGCAUGAUUUUUUCUUAUUUUGCAUUACAGGUUUGGGUGGCCCUGUCAAGGGCUUUUCAGGGCAUUAAAACUGUCAGGCAAAUCCCGUUUCAUCCAUCCUGACUUCUAACACAUCAGCAGACACUCCUUUGAAAAUGUUAUUUU
Messenger RNA from Anolis sagrei ordinatus, 2685 nucleotides. It is a transcript of the gene MYNN, whose product is annotated as myoneurin. Gene Ontology annotation, biological process: regulation of transcription by RNA polymerase II. Gene Ontology annotation, molecular function: protein binding; DNA-binding transcription factor activity, RNA polymerase II-specific; RNA polymerase II cis-regulatory region sequence-specific DNA binding. The record is from RefSeq and is a predicted model, not a curated record. Lineage: Eukaryota; Metazoa; Chordata; Lepidosauria; Squamata; Anolidae. Gene Ontology annotation, cellular component: nucleus.